Amoebophrya sp. A25 is the source of this 2459-nucleotide messenger RNA. The record is from the annotation of a GenBank genome assembly. Lineage: Eukaryota; Dinophyceae; Syndiniales; Amoebophryaceae.
CUAAGGCUUUGGUGUUUCUUUUUUGUAUCAGUCAAGAAUGAUAGAAUACAAUCGCGGUCUGUAAUGAAGUCGCAUUUUGGUCUUCUGAAGGAUUGGUUUUGAUUUUUUAUCAAUGGACUAGAACUAGAACAAGAUGACGAUAACGCUUGAUGGAAACAAUUUUUUCUACGCACAAAACAUCCUGACAGCAAGAAAGCGGAUCUCACUGCAAUCAUCUUGAUCUUCCAUGAGGAGCAAGCACUUUCUUAUAAGAGCACGGCAUUUUGUUUUUGAGCUUUUACAUUCUGAAUUUGAUCCUAGCGUCCAAGCAAAGCCGCAACUAACAAGCGUGAGCGUUAUAAUGUUCGUUUUCGUUCCACUUCGGUUUCUCCUAGCUGCAGCAAGCCACACAGUUCCGGGCUGUUUUGGCGCGGCUACUCACUUUCUCUCACCGAGUGGCAGUGGGGAGUCGCAUCUAUCGCAGAGGAGGGUCGCAGGAACUAAAACGACGCCAACUUUUGUGGCGAUCAAGGCAGGCGAUUUUGUCGAGCUCAACGGGUUGAAAAGGCAGCAGGACUUGAAUGGCUUGCGAGGCUUGGCACUGUAUGACCGUAAGCUGCUGAUCACUGACGGGAACGAGGACACUCUUUUUCGCACCAGCACGACGCGGACCUCAGGAGCCGGGGCUGCUGGAGUUGGUUAUCCACAAAUUUCCGGCUUGGAAGCGCAACCCUCGGCUUCGUCGACUGCGCCCGCCGUCUUUACCGCGCCAGCAGCUCCGCCGGCUGACGAUGCCGCGAGCACUCGCUGGGCCGUGCUGCUCUACAAUGGAGGCGACCAGCGCAUCGUGGCGAUCAAGCCGGACAAUUUGAAGCGGCUGGAUCUGACCAAAACUCCCAUGGACAGCGUCCUGUCCCCGGACUUGUUCAAUGGUUCCCCGUGCUCGAACUUGAAACACGGAGAGCUGAUAAACCAGUUUGUGGUGUCUCCGCGCGAGCAACUUAAGAAAUUCGACGACAAGGGUGACCACGAUGCUGCCAUGGAGAUCGACGAGCCGCGAGAAGAUCCUGUUCAGGAUCCUGAGCAAGCUCAAGUUUACAAGCAGGAGCGGUACUCCGGCGACUACUACCGUGACGUGUAUGACGUCGGCAUUGUGGUGGAUGAGAAGCUACCGGAUAGCGAAAAUGCGAUGACGAUCACGUGGGCGAUGAAGGUGUGGUGGUUUACCAAGCAAUCUUUUUCCUGGGAGGACCUGGAAGUGGUGGUGCUGGACUACAGCGGCUCGGUCUCUGUUUGUAGUUGGACCGGCAAGAUGACGCGACACAAAAACGUUGUCGACCACUACCGAAACACCAAAUACCACUUCUUACUUAAUCACCCGCGCCGGCGUGGGGACCCGAGCUUGCUGGCGGAAGUUCGGCGGGCGAUUGACGCCACUGAGAAGUUGCAGCAGAAAAAGAAGCAGGAGGCCGAGAACUCCGUUUUCCAGAGUCACGUGAUCGAAAUUGCGACCAUGAGCGCGCACAGCACCGAAGUGGAAAAGCGGCAGAAGGAAGCGCUUUUCGAGCGGUUCUCCGGGUACUACUUCCACCAGCACAACGGCUACAGCAACGACAGACAUUACCGCUUCGUGAAGCGCCGCGGUCGCGUGCUCCUCGAAUUCACGGAUUUCGGCGAGAUGAGGAGCAACUACUACAGGCUGAAUCUCGACACGGUGGAGUUCGUCGACUUCGCGAUCCAAAAGUGGCCGCCCGAAAUCACGGGAGGCAUGUCCUGGAUGCUGAACAAGUGGCCGACGCAUCGGGACGCGUUGUUCGCGAGCCACCUUGAGGAUGCUGUUGGGGGUGACGAACACGAAGAUGGCCCUUUUGCGUGCGCGGAACAAAAUCCGAUUGAACUGGUUCUGUCCCACGGCCCCGCGACCGAGGUGUUUCGCCGUGCCUUUCCGUAUGAGAAGGACAAAUUCGACGGUCGCAACAAGCCCAGCGCGGAUGACGCGAGAGCGGGGCGACAAGUUCCGGUCUGGAUUCCGUUCAGUGAACACUACCCGGGGGAAACGAGGCCGUGCGGCCAGACAAAGCCGAAGUACGAACAGAUUUCCCAUGACGUGGUGCUACACGUGUUACCGAACAAAAUCCUCAAAAUGUGGGAGUCAGUGCCGGUAAGCUUCGAAAAAAGAAACCAACCGCCGUACUACGAACUGCGAAGAGAUCCGGAUCCGAAAUACCGACUGGCGAUUCCGGAGUAAAGGGAUGAUGGAGUAUAUGUUUACGGUGGAAGCUUGUUGUCGUAACUGCUCGAGAACUCGAAGAGGGUUCGCCUUUGGCGCGGCCGAAAAAACCUAAUAUAAAUAAGACUUUUACACUCGAUUCCGUUUCCGUUGAGGUAAGACGAGGAGCAACGUCCCUAAAACUGAACAAGAUGAACACGUCAAUCAUAUAAUUCGCGCGUUCAGCCUAGGGGGCACGAAGUGUUGUUCA